This is a messenger RNA of Dreissena polymorpha, 2814 nucleotides long. RefSeq lists its product as uncharacterized. The record is from RefSeq and is a predicted model, not a curated record. NCBI's taxonomy places the organism in Eukaryota, Metazoa, Mollusca, Bivalvia, Myida, Dreissenidae. The transcript is spliced from 8 exons. Bases 4 to 1632 code for a protein of 542 amino acids.
UGUAUGCAAGUCAUAAGUAUGACUAUCAGUUUCAUAUGUAUAGUAACAGGUAUAUGUAUGCAAGUCAUUAGUAUGACUAUCAGUUUCAUAUGUAUGGUAACAGGUAUAUGUAUGCAAGUCAUAAGUAUGACUAUCAGUUUCAUAUGUAUAGUAACAGGUAUAUGUAUGCAAGUCAUUAGUAUGACUAUCAGUUUCAUAUGUAUGGUAACAGGUAUAUGUAUGCAAGUCAUAAGUAUGACUAUCAGUUUCAUAUGUAUAGUAACAGGUAUAUGUAUGCAAGUCAUUAGUAUGACUAUCAGUUUCAUAUGUAUGGUAACAGGUAUAUGUAUGCAAGUCAUAAGUAUGACUAUCAGUUUCAUAUGUAUAGUAACAGGUAUAUGUAUGCAAGUCAUUAGUAUGACUAUCAGUUUCAUAUGUAUAGUAACAGGUAUAUGUAUGCAAGUCAUUAGUAUGACUAUCAGUUUCAUAUGUAUGGUAACAGGUAUAUGUAUGCAAGUCAUUAGUAUGACUAUCAGUUUCAUAUGUAUAGUAACAGGUAUAUGUAUGCAAGUCAUUAGUAUGACUAUCAGUUUUAUAUGUAUGGUAACAGGUAUAUGUAUGCAAGUCAUUAGUAUGACUAUCAGUUUCAUAUGUAUGGUAACAGGUAUAUGUAUGCAAGUCAUUAGUAUGACUAUCAGUUUCAUAUGUAUAGUAACAGGUAUAUGUAUGCAAGUCAUUAGUAUGACUAUCAGUUUCAUAUGUAUAGUAACAGGUAUAUGUAUGCAAGUCAUAAGUAUGACUAUCAGUUUCAUAUGUAUAGUAACAGGUAUAUGUAUGCAAGUCAUAAGUAUGACUAUCAGUUUCAUAUGUAUGGUAACAGGUAUAUGUAUGCAAGUCAUUAGUAUGACUAUCAGUUUCAUAUGUAUGGUAACAGGUAUAUGUAUGCAAGUCAUUAGUAUGACUAUCAGUUUCAUAUGUAUGGUAACAGGUAUAUGUAUGCAAGUCAUAAGUAUGACUAUCAGUUUCAUAUGUAUAGUAACAGGUAUAUGUAUGCAAGUCAUUAGUAUGACUAUCAGUUUCAUAUGUAUAGUAACAGGUAUAUGUAUGCAAGUCAUUAGUAUGACUAUCAGUUUCAUAUGUAUAGUAACAGGUAUAUGUAUGCAAGUCAUUAGUAUGACUAUCAGUUUCAUAUGUAUAGUAACAGGUAUAUGUAUGCAAGUCAUUAGUAUGACUAUCAGUUUUAUAUGUAUGGUAACAGGUAUAUGUAUGCAAGUCAUUAGUAUGACUAUCAGUUUCAUAUGUAUGGUAACAGGUAUAUGUAUGCAAGUCAUAAGUAUGACUAUCAGUUUCAUAUGUAUAGUAACAGGUAUAUGUAUGCAAGUCAUUAGUAUGACUAUCAGUUUCAUAUGUAUGGUAACAGGUAUAUGUAUGCAAGUCAUUAGUAUGACUAUCAGUUUCAUAUGUAUGGUAACAGGUAUAUGUAUGCAAGUCAUUAGUAUGACUAUCAGUUUCAUAUGUAUAGUAACAGGUAUAUGUAUGCAAGUCAUUAGUAUGACUAUCAGUUUCAUAUGUAUAGUAACAGGUAUAUGUAUGCAAGUCAUUAGUAUGACUAUCAGUUUCAUGAUAAAAACCAUGGAUGAGAUAAGUUAUUAAAAGAAUUGUAAUUAUGCAUCCAUUUAUAUUUCCUUUGUAAUUGAUAUUUUUAAAUUUAAUUCUAAAAACAAUAAUGUUGUGGUUAUUUGGAAUUGAAGUAUAAAUUUGUUGAAUUGUUGUUGGCAAUAAUUAAACAUGUAUCACAAAUCAGUAACAAUUUGCAUUGUUAUUGACAUAUUUUAGACUAAAUGGUAUUGAGAAUUCAAAAUGUAAUAGUCUUUAAUAUUUAAGUAUACUUCUCGAAGUGUACAUUAUUAAUUGAUACUUUUUAGAACUGUCUAUUUAGUCAGUUGAUGGAAAUAGGCUAUACCCAUCAAAGGUGGGGAGAAUGUUCAGUAGAGAACUAGAAUUUAUGGGGUUAAAUGUUACCUUAAUCUAUUGAAAAAGGUGCAGUAAAAAUCGAGCAUGAUAGCAUUAGUGAAAUCGAAAACGUGUUUUGCCAUCCAAAAAUUACAAUAAGUAAAGUAUAUAUUUGUUUUUUAGGACAAUUAAAAGUUUAAAUCGAUCACCCAUGUCAUUUUUAGACAGUGGCAAACAGAGAUUCUCGUCAGCAUUCAAAUGAAGAGCGUCAUAAACUUGUUUAACUCUUUCAGUGCUGGAACCACAUUUUGAAGGCCUCGCAAACAGUUUGGAUCCAGAUAAGACACAACAGAAUGUGGCGUCUCAUCAGGAUCCAAACUGUUUGCUAUUCUGAUAGUAUUCUUUGAAAAAAAAUCUAAAAAAAUGCUAAUUUUAGAAAUUCAGCAGACAACAUUUUAGCAGACAACAAAUUUCCCAGCAUGCAAAGGGUUAACUUAUUACUAUUGUUAAAUCCUGAACAAACAGUAAAUCACUGUUAUAAUUGUUAUAUCGCUGUUAUAACUGUAUGCAUUUAAGAAAAUAUUUUCCAAAAGCUUAUGUGUCCAAAAAUUCUUGUUCAAGUUAUUCCAGAAAUUUUAAAUUAACAAAUUGUGUCAUUUUAUUUAGUUUCUUCUGUUUUCUGGUACUUGCGCUGGUUAUUACAAUCCUAUUGUGUCUAGUCAUAACAAUGAACACAUAUUUUUUUAUUUCUUUAUUAUUUUAUUGCUGUUUCCUAUACAUUUAGUCAUAAUAUUACAAUUGUAUACAUGUAUCAUGUAUAUAGCAGUGCAUGAAGAAAAAUAUAUUAACACACAAUCUUUAGUUGUCUAAUCUAUGAACAUU